This is a messenger RNA of Aspergillus ochraceoroseus IBT 24754, 1671 nucleotides long. RefSeq names its product acyl--CoA ligase. Lineage: Eukaryota; Fungi; Ascomycota; Eurotiomycetes; Eurotiales; Aspergillaceae. Bases 1 to 1671 code for a protein of 556 amino acids. Gene Ontology annotation, molecular function: CoA-ligase activity. The record is from RefSeq and is a predicted model, not a curated record. The transcript has 3 exons. Gene Ontology annotation, biological process: secondary metabolic process.
AUGCCCGUCGCCUCAAGUUACCCUUCCGUUGACAUUCCUAAUGUCGACCUCUGGUCAUUCCUUUUCGAACGCAAGGAUAAGCCCUUCCCGGAUGAUCAAGUUAUCUAUGUUGACGCCGACACAACCCGAUCCUAUACCUACCAGGAGGUCAAACAAACGGCCAUUGCCUUUGGGCAGGGUUUACAGUCCCUACUGGACUGGCGCAAAGGCGAUGUACUCGCUCUAUAUACUCCCAACAGCAUCGACACACCGGCAGUAAUGUGGGGGACGCUGUGGGCAGGCGGCGUCGUCUCUCCCUCAAAUCCCGCAUACACGGUCGAAGAACUAGUCUUUCAGUUGAAGAACUCUGGUGCAAAGGCCCUGGUCACCCAGCUACCGGUUCUGCCUGUCGCGCGAGCCGCCGCGAAGCAGGUUGGCAUCUCCGAGGACCGCAUCAUUCUGAUUGGGGACCAGCGCGACCCUGAAGCCAAGGUCAAGCACUUCAGCUCCGUCCGCAAUAUCUCGGGUGCAAGCCGCUAUCGUCGCACCCAGAUUAUCCCCGAGAAGGACUUGGCGUUCCUCGUGUACUCCUCUGGUACCACCGGGAUUCCCAAGGGGGUGAUGCUGAGUCACCGUAACAUCAUCUCCAACUCGCUGCAACUGGCUGCAGGUGAGGCCGGAAACCUCAAGUGGAAUGGCGGACCAGACGGCAAAGGCGAUCGGAUUCUUGCGUUUCUUCCGUUUUUCCACAUUUACGGCCUGACAUGUCUCGUCCACCAAACGAUCUACCGAGGCUACCGGCUCUUUGUGAUGGCCAAAUUCGACCUGGAAAAGUGGUGCCAGCAUGUGCAAAACUACGGCAUCACCUUUAGCUACGUCGUGCCCCCCGUCUUGCUCCUGCUCAGUAAGCACCCCAUCGUCGACAAAUACGACCUCUCUAGCCUGCGCAUGAUGAACUCGGGCGCCGCGCCUCUGACGCAAGAAUUGGUUGAAGCGGUCUACAGCCGCAUCCAAACGGGGAUCAAACAGGGGUACGGCCUCAGCGAGACCAGCCCGACCACGCACACGCAGCCGUGGGGGGAAUGGCGCUCCUCGAUCGGGUCGGUGGGCAAACUCCUCCCCAACCUGGAAGCCAAAUACAUGACGAUGCCGGAGGACGGCACGGCGCCUCGAGAAGUGGCCGCUGGGGAAGUCGGGGAGCUCUACCUGCGCGGGCCCAACGUGUUCCUGGGCUAUCACAACAACGCGGCGGCCACGCGCGAGGCCCUCUCGCCGGACGGGUGGUUCCGCACGGGCGACGUGGGCCACCAAGACGCGCGGGGCAACUUCUACAUCACGGAUCGGGUCAAGGAACUCAUCAAGUACAAGGGAUUCCAGGUGGCGCCGGCCGAACUGGAGGGGAUUCUGGUGGACAACGAGGCGAUCGACGACGUGGCGGUGAUUGGGAUGGAGAGUGCGCGGCAUGGGACGGAGGUGCCGAUUGCGUUUGUGGUGCGGAGCGUCAAGAGCCUGAGGUCCGGGGUAUCUGCGGCGGCGGAAGCGCAGAACAUUAUGCAGUGGCUUGCGCCGAAGGUGGCGUAUCAUAAGCGGUUGCGGGGGGGGGUGCGGUUUGUGGACGAGAUUCCCAAGAGUGUGUCUGGGAAGAUUUUGCGGAGGGAGCUGAAGAAGCAGGCGAUUCUUGCUAAGCUGUGA